Molecule: messenger RNA, 3682 nt
Organism: Gadus chalcogrammus (walleye pollock)
Lineage: Eukaryota; Metazoa; Chordata; Actinopteri; Gadiformes; Gadidae
Gene: yeats4
Product: YEATS domain containing 4
Exons: 7
Coding region: 30-710 (226 amino acids)
Biological process (GO): regulation of DNA-templated transcription
Source: RefSeq, a predicted model, not a curated record
GAUUAACAUUCAUAUUCACCCACUGUACUAUGUUCCAGAAGAUGGCUGAAUUUGGUCCAGAUUCCGGGGGGAGAGUUAAGGGUGUGACUAUUGUGAAGCCCAUCGUUUUUGGAAAUGUUGCCCGCUACUUUGGAAAGAAGAGGGAGGAGGACGGACACACGCACCAGUGGUCCAUUUACGUGAAGCCCUACAGAAACGAGGAUAUGUCUGCGUACGUGAAGAAGAUACAGUUCAAGCUGCAUGAGAGUUACACAAAUCCAUUGAGAGUGGUGACCAAGCCUCCCUAUGAGAUCACAGAGACCGGCUGGGGAGAGUUUGAGAUCAUCGUCAAGAUCUUCUUCAUUGAUCCGAAUGAGAGACCCGUGACUCUGUACCACCUGCUGAAGCUGUUCCAGUCGGACUCCAGCGCCAUGCCCAAGAAGACGGUGGUGUCGGAGUUCUAUGACGAAAUGAUCUUCCAGGACCCGACCGCCAUGAUGCAGCAGCUGCUCACCACCACGCGGCAGCUGACCCUCGGGGCGUACAAGCACGAGACCGAAUUCGGAGAGCUGGAGGUGCGGACGCGGGAGAAGCUGGAGGCGUCGAAGAAGAGGACGAGCCAGGAGAUCACGGAGCUGAAGGACAAGCUGAAGGCCAGCAGGGAGAGCAUCAACCACCUGAAGAUGGAGAUCAGGAGGCUGGAGGAGGACGGAGACGUCAAGGACCACUGAGGCUGGCCCCCCCCACACACACACACACGCAGCCAGAGACACACACACACACACACACACACACACACACACACACACACACACACACACACACACACACACACACACACACACACACACACACACACACACACACACACACACACACACACACACACCCAGGCCAGAUGGAACACACACGCAUAAACACAUCCCUGGGAACACACAAGCAUACACGCACACUCACUGGCAACCCACACACACACACAGACCGAGGGCGCGCACACACGUACAGGGAACACAAUCAGGAACAAACCACACACUCUUUGGGAUUUUUGUUUUGUUUUGUUUUAUUCAGUGGAGACAGACAGUUUCAUUUUCGGACUCUGGUUUGUUACAUUUUUUGUCACGCUUGUCUGGUUUAUGGUAUUAAGCCUUACGAUAAAAUGGCAGGUAAUGUAUUUAUUUUGUUGCAAAAUUGGUAUAAUAAUUAUAGCAAGUAAUUCCAUGUAAUAAAAAUACAGAAGUGUUGAUUUUCCACAAUCUCCUGGUAUACUUCGGUCAUUCAAUGACAUCAACUACAGGAAGUCGAAGGUUUUCUCAGUUUUAAGCCUCCUGACCCUCCUUUACUGAACGCAUAUGCACUGGCACAUGUAACUCCCGACUCACUAAACAAUGAGAGUCCAGGAGAUAGCUGUUCAACCAGAUGAACCAGAAGAAAAGAAGGACUGUUGCAGUAGAAAUGAAUACGGCUUGAAGGGAAACAGACUGAAGCGCAACGCCGGUGAAGGAACAUGGAUUUCCUGAGAACACAGCCUGAAGCAAGAGGAGGAGACGGUGAUGGAGGAAUGUACGAACAGUUAAAAGCGCUUGACCCGGACUCCAGCGAGCAGGAGAAAAUUAGGCUCACUGAGGACAACCAUUUCAAACCAUCAAGUCAAAAGAUUGAAGAAGAGAAAAGGGCUGAGCGAAGAGCAACGCACAAGGGUCUGACCAAUCAGAUCUUUGCAUCGACUGACACCGGUGGCAGUGAGGACGAGAGCGGUGCUGAUGUAGAAUGGCGCCAGAGAAGAACGCUCAAAGAGCCUGCUUGCGAAGCCUCAACGUUGGCCGUAGGAGCCCCACUGAAGCAGAGGAGAAGAAGCAGACCUCGAGAGAAACGCGACGAAAACGUCGGAGGUAUAAAACGGACGGCGUCUACAGAAGGACCUUCAACUGGCUGAACGGUAACCGGACGGAGCACAGUCACCUGAAGGAGGAGGUUUCAGAGGACCUGUUUCAGGGAGCAGACGGAAGGCGAUGAACAAGGUAAGCUGUCCGUCCAAUGGCCAAUCAUCACGUCAAAAACAACUGUAGAUGUGUGAUGGUGCAACAUGGCUCUGAUUAUCCAUUCCUUUCUUUUCUGGACAUGGGGUCACCUUGCAGGGGGGGGUGUCUUCAUGGGUCAGCAUGUUUAAGUCAAGGGCCGAACGAGAGAGGGAAAACCGUGGGGCCUUGCUGAGUCUGGAGAUAAUCCGGUUGGGAGUUGGGACACGGAUGCGGAGAAACUUCGCAUGUAGGAGGCUCCCGGGCGUCAUACUGAAGAGGAGCCACAUGGUAGAGCUGACGAGCAACUACGGCACUACAGAAACGGACUAUAAGGACAUCGAACCCAACAAUGACUGGUUAGAGUCCUCUCUAUUUUACUUUAUUUAGGCCUUUAAAUUCCCAUAGGAACAUAGCAUAGGCCAUCGACGAGGACCCUUCCAUGCCCUCCGUUCUUGGGCCCUACGCACCAGAUGUUGCCACGACAGCCCUUCUCUCUCCAUCUCCUGUUCGUUGGUUCUUCUCAAGGUGGUUCUUGGUCUGCCCCUCUUCCUCCUGCCCCGUGGGUAGGAGUCCUCUUUGGGGACACUAAAAAGGGAUGCCCUCAUGGUAGAGAACCCAUUGAGUAAAAACAACCUGAACUCAGAAUCCGAACCCUUUGAAAACGUUUUCAUUACAACCAAUUCAAACAAACGUCGUUUUUUUAUUGCUUAUCCAGACUGAUAUGGUUCCACGUUGCUUUGUAAGUUUGCUGUAUAUUUAUCACCAACAUAAGAAACAGAAACCAGAAAAUGCCAAUUUAAAACGCAUAAUAAGAUAAUAAAGGAUAAUAUCUAUUUUUUGAUCCGUUAGUUUUAUUGUUGCAGUUUAAAACUCAGUCUCAGUAGAGGGCACAAUUGAUUUGUUGUAGGCUACCACUUGUCUAUGACUAGCGGGACCUUGAGUCUCCCUGCCAAAUGGAAAACAGCUGGAAUGAUGGGUGGGUAUUGUACGGAAAAUGAGUACGUUUUUCCCUGAUAUGCCUGUUGAUAUGUUCCCUGAUAUGCCUGUGAUGUCUUUCAUUCAUCCGCGGUUAAGUAUUCGUGAGCCUUUAGUCUGGGAACGUUGGUUUCUGGAUUGUCUCCACCACAUUGUUUUGAUUAAGGGUUUAAUUAAACCCCUGUGGUUUACAAAGUAUAAACGGCCAGGCGAAAGUUAUUUUUGCCAAGUUGUGAGUCAUAAAACAUGUGACUCUGGACUCACCCUGUGUUCAAAUGAACGAAUAGCCGCCACUCUUACCUAGUGGUUUCCCAAAGUCUUAUUAAUUUGGAGUACCAACAAGCAGAAUAAACACUCAUAAAUAACAAAGAUGAUGAUUAUGUUCUUGGGAAACUAAUGUCAACAUUUAGUAGGCUUCAUUGAACUUCACAUUGACAGUUUAUUGUAAUACCAUUGGCAAAUAACAAUACAAAAUGCUGCGCCUCACCAGUAAGUUGUUUGUUCACGUGAUCAUUUGAACUUAAGGUACGUGCCUUCAUAUUUGUAAUCUUCCAUUCAUCUGAAAGCUAAAGGAGCUUGUACGGUGUGCUUUGAUCUCCUCAUAUUUGAGUUACAAACAGUAGUCAGGUUAAACAAAUCCCUUUGUGGUCCGGCUUUGGUUUCCAUUUGAGGAGAUGAACGUGUCCCACUUCUCCCGCCAGUGCAGCAAA